AUGGUGGAAAAGAUCAGACGAAAGGCUAUUGGAUGGUCUACAAAAAUGCUAUCUCCAGCGGGGAAGUUAGUGAUGUUAAAGAGUGUGCUGUCGGCUAUGCCUUCCCAUACCAUGUCUUGCUUUAAACUUCCCAUGUCAGUGGUGAAAAGGAUACAAUCGGUGUUGACCCAGUUCUGGUGGGACUCAAAACCAGAAGAAAUGCGGAUGGCAUGGAUAUCUUGGGAUACUUUAACAAAGACAAAAGGUGAUGGCAGACUUGGGAUCCGAGAUAUUGAGUGUUUCAAUGAUGCCAUGUUGGGAAAACUAAGUUGGAGACUCCUCACAAAACCACAGAGCUUAUUGGCUAGGAUUCUCAAUGGAAAGUACUAUGCUGAUAAUUCUUUCCUUGAGGUUCAAGCUGCGUCGGGUUGUCCUCACGGGUGGAGAGGUAUCCUACUGGGAAGAGAUCUUUUGGUUGAACAUCUAGGAUGGGCUAUUGGAGAUGGAGCCACUGUACGUUUAUGGGAUGAUGCUUGGCUAUCAACCGAGAGGAUACAGAGACCUAUGGGACCAGCUACUCUAGAGUCUAAGGAUAAUUUAGUAGCGUCUCUGUUUCUGGAAGGAAGCAACGAAUGGGAUGCAGGCAAGGUGUCACGCCUACUACCAGAAAUGGAAACCGUAAUCCUGAGUAUAAAAACGAGUAGACAAGGAGGGCCAGACCGUAGAAUUUGGCUCAGGAGCCCAUCAGGAGAAUACUCAGCUAAGACGGGCUAUGUUGCAGCACUAGAGUGA
Molecule: messenger RNA, 771 nt
Organism: Raphanus sativus (radish)
Lineage: Eukaryota; Viridiplantae; Streptophyta; Magnoliopsida; Brassicales; Brassicaceae
Exons: 1
Coding region: 1-771 (256 amino acids)
Source: RefSeq, a predicted model, not a curated record